AUGGUUCAAGUAGCAAAGGCACUCACUGGUACAAAUGCAGCGUUAUCACCGCGAGCACUUAUGAAGCUACAGGCACAGAUUCAGGCAAUGGUACAAUGCCUUAAUUGUCCUGGUGGACCCUGGGACGUAGGUGUUAUGCUCACAACUACCAGCCAUAUCCAGAAACUUAACCGCAAGUUUCGGAAGAAAGAUAAAGCCACUGAUAUCUUGUCCUUUCCAUGCCAUAAAGUUCGUGCUCCAGGACGGUUCCCGCGUGUCAAGAAGAAGGAAGAACGCUAUCUAGGGGACAUUUAUAUCAGUCCAGCGUACAUUCAACUUCAGUGUAAAGACGCAAAGUUUGAGGAUGUUACGACGUUGGAGAAGCGAUUGCCCGUGCUAAUUGCACACGGACUUUGCCAUUUAUUAGGAUACGACCAUGAGCAAGACGUUGACUAUGAGCACAUGCAACAGGCGGAGACUUUUAUCCUCAACCACUACGGAAAGUUCCUUCCGCCUGCAUUUGCUACUAUCAGCACAUCAGCUUCAGUAACCCGUACAGACACAAUGUAG
Molecule: messenger RNA, 549 nt
Organism: Peronospora belbahrii
Lineage: Eukaryota; Oomycota; Peronosporomycetes; Peronosporales; Peronosporaceae
Source: the annotation of a GenBank genome assembly